This is a messenger RNA of Bacidia gigantensis, 1257 nucleotides long. RefSeq lists its product as uncharacterized. The record is from RefSeq and is a predicted model, not a curated record. Lineage: Eukaryota; Fungi; Ascomycota; Lecanoromycetes; Lecanorales; Ramalinaceae. The transcript is spliced from 2 exons. Bases 1 to 1257 code for a protein of 418 amino acids.
AUGGAUCACGUGCCCCCCGAAGUUACGAAUAUGAUAUUUGAGGCGGUGGCUUCACCGAACGACCGCGCUUCUCGGAAAGAUCUAUGCAAUUUGCGAAUGGUCAAUAAAUCCUUCUCGGUCAUGGGAGCACCUCAUGUCUUUCAUACUAUUCCCUUGUGGAUCGGGCUACGUAGCCUUGAGAAUUUGCACACUCUUUCUCAGCAUCCCACCAUUUCUAAGCUUGUCACCCACAUUAAGUUUUCCGUUGUACAGAUCAAGGCCGAUAAGGAAGGCAACAUGCAUCAAGAGGUCAAAGCGAAGUUUGAGGCAGACCAUGGCAACCAUGCCAUCAGCACCUGCGAUAUCGCCGUUAUCAAACACAUGGCCGCAAGAGCGAAUUAUAUUGAAGCCCAAAAGUGGCUCCAUACUUCGAAGCAAGCGCUGAUGCUUCUCACCCGCGCCUUUUCAAAAUUUUCAAGCCUCCAAAGUUUUUCUGUGAGCAUUGGAGAUGAUUGGAUUGGAGCGAAAGAGCUCAAUCAAGCCUUUGGACGACUUAUCGGUGACGAAAUCCUUUUCAGUACCAAGUCGAUUCUUCCCAUUGCAUUCCGGGCCUUGCACACCGCACGAGUAAAGCUUGAAGAGCUGUCAAUCAGUGUGCGAGCUGGCAGUCCCUCACGACCAUAUGGAAGCUUGAACCCCUGCGGUAUUACUCCUUCUAGGAGACAUUUGAUGCGUAGGAUGACCGACGAUUGCAUGACUGCAGCCCUCGCGGCAUUCCCAAUGGAUUUCACAGCAGAUCAUUGCUGGAAAUCGUUGAAGAGUCUCGGACUUAUGUUGCCAGCUUUUGGAGGGCAGCGACACUACAAAACCUGCGAAAGGAUUUUUAAUCAGCUUCAUGCAUGCAAAGAUCUCUCCGCACUCACUGUAACAGGUCUUAGUGCAUUGUGGCAGGACGCCUAUUUUGGGUCAGGCACCCAACAAUUUCUGCCAAACCUGCUGUAUCUUGACUUGAAACUUGUCGAAUUCCCUCAUUUCAAAGGCUUUCUGGGAUUUUUCUACGCUCAUUGUGAUAAAUUACAGACCGUCAAGUUUCUCUGGGUCAAAUUUGCCGAUCCCGGUGUGGCAGAUCCAUGGAAAACAGCGGCAGCUCGCAUGAGACGAUGGACUUGGAGCGCUAUUCAAUCUUUCACCAUCUCUGAAUCAUUUGGAGAGACACCAGAUGGUGAUAUUGCACCCUACCUGAGGAAAGAAGUCAUGGAUAAUCCAUGUGCAGCCUGA